This is a messenger RNA of Spodoptera littoralis (African cotton leafworm), 888 nucleotides long. NCBI's taxonomy places the organism in Eukaryota, Metazoa, Arthropoda, Insecta, Lepidoptera, Noctuidae. The record is from the annotation of a GenBank genome assembly.
AUGUCUUGUAAUUCCUGCACAAAACCGUUUAAUUUACUUCGUAAAGAGAAAGGAUGUCCCAGUUGCGGCUUCAGUUACUGCUCAAAAUGUUUGGAUAACAAAAUGUUCUUACCAAAAUUAAAUGCGGAAUCCAAGGUAUGUGCAAAAUGUAAAAACAUUAAUGCUAAACCUAGUGAACCUAAAACAGUAGAAGCACCCGAUGCAUACUAUAGGAGAUUAGGUGCCAUGGGCGAAAAGCAAGCAAACCAGGAAAUAUUAGAAAGAUUACAAAAGCUAAAAGAAGGUAAAAGUACACCUUUAACUAAAGAUGAAGAAAUCAAAAACCGUCUCCAGAAUAUCAAAGGUGAAACACCCACUACUUCAGACGCAGAGAUAUAUUCCAGACUGGCAAAAUUGAGAGGAGUCCCUGUUGAAGUAGUUAAUGCUAAGCCAGUAUUACCUCCACCUGACACAAGAACAGAGCAACAGCAAGCAGAUGACUUAGUAAAACAAUACAUUGAACAAACUGGCAUUGAUACUAAAUACCAAGAUGAAUUUGAUGGAAUUAUCAGCAGUAUUGAGUCUCGGGUGCAGAAACUUAAAGGUUCAAAACCUGCUCCGGUAGCAGUGGCACAAAGCAAACCAGAGGAGAAAAGUGAUGAAUCCGAGGAUGAGGAAACCAGUGUCAAAAAAAUUAUUGAAAAGAUUAAGAAAGAGGCAACUUUCGAAGAUGAGACCCCUCCAUGUGAUGAACUACCAUUUUGUGAGAUUUGCAAUGAAGAUGCAAGGAUGAGGUGCCUUGGAUGCCGAUAUCUGUUCUGCAAGAGAUGCUUUUUAGAUCACAAGGAUGAUGAUGAUGGCUGUGAUAGAUAUGAACCUUACGAAGCCCCAAAGAAUAAAAAUUAUUAA